ACAGGUAGAUAUUAAAAAAAACAAAACAAAAUACUUCCUGGAUGAUAUUUUGUCAUAACUAUGAUUAGGAAUUUCAAAUGGAUAAACCUCUUGGUGAUUAUAAUAUUUGUGGUGGUAACAGAUUUAAUUCUUUGUAGUAAUGAAGGGAUUACGUGUAGUUUUGAAGUAGACCUUUGUGGAUGGAGCAGUGACAAUUGGAUAAGAAGAACCAAAUCUAAAUUUGAUUCAUCAGGUCCACAAGCUGCUGCAGAUGGAAUGUAUUUUAUUCAAAUUGAUAGCGAGAUCCCUGAAAGAAUUUCAACUCUGAAAAUAGGUUUCAGUAAGCCAAACGGCGAUUCAUGUUUGAAAUUCAGGCACCAUUUGUAUGGAGAUUUCUCAAGGGAUUUAAAGUUUGGUUACUAUGAAGCCAGUGGAGUUCUUCAAGUUGUUAAUAUUAUCAAUAAAAAAGAGAAUUUCUGGGGUUGUUCGACCUUUGUUCUGUCAAAUUUGCCAAGUCAAGCUCAAGGAAUAUUCUUCCAAGCCCAAACAGGGGCAAAUGCAUUCAGUAUAAUUGCCCUGGAUAAUAUAACACUUAACCUAGGAAAUGGAUGCAGCAAUAACGGAGAUUGUCCGGCACCAAAACAUUCUACAACUACCACAAAACAACCAACGACUGUGGCACCAACAAGGGAAACACCAGGUCCAUCUAAUGAACUAUGGUACAUAGUUGGUGGAGCUUGUGGAGGGGUAGUCUUAUUGGCUAUUAUUAUUUCCAUUUUAUGUAUUGUAAAAAGAAGGCGAGGUAGGAUAAACAUUCCAGAACUACCAUCUGCAUCAUUUAUAAACAAUAUCAACAGCAGACAACUUCCAGCCAUACCUUGUGACCAAAAUAUAAGUAAUGGAUCAAUUAUGUCGAUAGCCGAAUCAUACGACAGAAAAUUUUCAAUACAGCCUACACCAGAUCCUAUCAUGUUAAAAAAUCACGAGGUUUGGAGAAACGAGCACGUGCCAACACAGCCUAUAUAUCCUAUCAUGUUAAAAAAUGACGAGGUUUGGAAAAACGAGCACGUGCCAACAGAAACUGAUAACAAUCGCGUAGCAUCAACAGACUAUACAGACAUAUUGGAAGCAAGUCCAGUUAGGGAAACUAAUAAUGACCCUAGUGAUUAUAUUCAUGUACCACCGGAUUAUCCAAAUGAUGAUGAAACAUCACAAAAAGACUAUGAUGUACCAGAGGAAGAAAAUCAGGCAAAUGAAAUGGAUAAUAAUGCUAAAAUGGAACAUACUGAGAUAAAGAAAGAUCAUAUUUAUAUGAAUGAGCCCGAUGAUGACUAUUUAGAACCAAUUAAUGUUCUAGUAGAGUCAAUUCGUGCACCCGAUAAUCAAUACGAAUCAGAUCCAACGCAGAAGGGUAGUAUAAGUAAUACUUUACCAGUUAAACUUUGUGUUGCCCCAUUUACAGAGGAACACCAGGUACACCUAGACAUUCCAAAAAUACCUGUUAUGAAUAGAGAGAAGUAUCAUCUGAAUUCUGAAAGUACAGAGAACACAGAUGACGACUACGAUGAUGCUGUGACGGCAUUAGGCGGUAAUACUACUGAAAACAGUGAUCAAGGUGAACUUUAUGACAAUUCUGUGGGGGGACAAGGCAAUAAUUCAAAAAAUAGUGAUAAAGAGGACUAUUUCGAUAUGAAAGAAAAUCGGCAAGAUGAAGACUAUAUCACACCAACAAUAGAUACUAAUGACAAUUCUGAGGGUGGCCAAGACAAUAAUUCAUUAAAUAGUGAUAAAGAGGAUUAUUUCGAUAUGAAAGAAACGCGGCAAGAUGAAGACUAUAUCACACCAACAAUAGAUACUUAUGAUAAUUCUGAGAGUGGCCAAGACAAUAAUUCAUUAAAUAGUGAUAAAGAGGAUUAUUUAGAAAUGACAGAAAAGUCGCAAGAUGAAGACUAUGUGAAACAAACCAUAAAUACAAGUUGAUAUUUACUAACACUUUCUUGGUAUACCUGCUGAGCAUUUAAACAGAAUAAGUAUUUCAAAAACUUCUA
This is a messenger RNA of Mytilus californianus (California mussel), 2027 nucleotides long. RefSeq lists its product as uncharacterized. The coding region runs from base 61 to 1959 and encodes 632 amino acids. Lineage: Eukaryota; Metazoa; Mollusca; Bivalvia; Mytilida; Mytilidae. Gene Ontology annotation, cellular component: membrane. The transcript has 7 exons. The record is from RefSeq and is a predicted model, not a curated record.